GAAUUUAGAUGGACAAAACAGCAUCUCAACUCAGUCACGACUCACGACGCUUAGUAUCCCCAGUUCUUAUGGCCGAAGUUCAUUUCUAGUCUACUUUAUCGUUGAGAAAUGGAACUGCACGAUCUGAAAUCCAUUGCAGUCUCCAUAGUUUUGGUUACAGUGGUAACAUGGGCAUGGAGUGUUCUGAACGGGGUCUGGUUUAGGCCGAAGAAACUGGAGAGAUAUCUGAGACAGCAAGGUCUUAAAGGCAGACCUUACAGGUUUAUGUAUGGAGACUUCAAAGAGAACGCCAUGAUGUUAACAGAAGCUAAAUCCAAACCCCUCAGCCUCUCCGAUGACAUUUCACCGCGAGUUCUUCCAUUCCCCUAUAAACUGGUCAAAGAUUAUGGCAAGAAUUCUUUUAUGUGGUAUGGACCAGUACCCAGGGUGACCAUCAUGGAUCCUGAUCAAACCAAAGAAAUAUAUACCAGGAUCCAUGAUUUCCCGAAAAUCAAUACCCUGAGUCCAGUUUCCACGUUGCUGGGAACUGGACUUGUAAACUAUAGUGGUGAGAAGUGGACUAAACAUAGAAGGAUUAUCAACCCAGCUUUCCAUCUUGACAAGUUGAAGCUGAUGUUACCAGAAUUCUAUAAAGUUUGCAGUGAGAUGAUUAGCAAAUGGGAGAAGUUGGCUUCUAAAGAAGGAUCCUGUGAACUGGAUGUUUGGCCUUAUCUUGUAAAUUUGACAGGUGAUGUGAUUUCUCAAACAGCAUUUGGAAGCAAUUUUGAAGAUGGUAGGAGGAUAUUCCAACUCCAAACAGAACUAGCUGACCUCACAGUACAAGUUCUAAGUUCCUCUUACAUUCCAGGAUCCAGGUUUUUGCCUAGUAAGACCUAUAAGAAAAUGAAGGAAUUAGAAAAGGAAAUACGAGGUUUACUUAUGGGUAUAAUUAAGAACAGAGAGAAGGCGAUGAAGGCAGGUGAAGCUGCAAAGAAUGAUUUAUUAGGCAUACUUAUGGAGUCCAAUUUCAAAGAAAUUGAAGAAAAUGGAAACAACAAAAAUGUUGGAAUGACUAUCAAUGAUGUGAUUGAAGAAUGCAAGCUGUUUUACUUUGCUGGGCAAGAGACCACCUCGGUUUUGCUUGCUUGGACAUUGGUUUUGUUGAGUAAGCAUCAGAAUUGGCAAGCUCGUGCCAGAGAAGAGGUUAUUCAAGUCUUUGAAGAUAACAACAACCCUAGCUAUGAUGAGUUGAAUCACUUAAAAGUUGUGACAAUGAUAUUGUACGAAGUACUAAGGCUAUAUCCACCUGCAGUCAUGACUCCUAGGGCUGUUAACCAGGAAACAAAACUUGGAAACUUAUCAUUACCGGCUGGUGUGGAGGUUGCCUUGCCAAUUCUCCUCAUUCACCAUGAUCACGAACUUUGGGGUGAAGAUGCAUUGGAGUUUAAACCAGAGAGGUUUUCAGAGGGGAUUUCAAAGGCAACAAAGAAUCAAGUUACAUUUAUCCCUUUUGGAUGGGGUCCUCGGAUAUGCAUCGGACAAAACUUUGCGCUGAUGGAGGCAAAAAUGGCUUUGGCAUUGAUUCUGAAAAACUUCACAUUUGAGUUAUCUCCAUCCUAUGUUCAUGCUCCUAAUAAAAUUUUAACUGUGCAUCCAGAACAUGGUGUCCAGUUGAUUUUGAAGAAACUAUAGAGCGAAAAAACUCAGUUAUUGUUAAAUAAAAUUGACCAAACUCGUGGAACAUUAUAUAUGAUACUCUUGUACCAAUUAAGGCUGCUCAAUGUUAGUUUUUUCGUAGAGACAUCCUGCAACUUACAUCAAAUUCCAGCUUGAGGCUGGCUGUUACAGUUAACAGAGAAGAGUGAGCUGAAAUCUGUCGCAGUCUAUUGAAUAAUAAUUUACUUUUAAGUGUGCAA
Molecule: messenger RNA, 1895 nt
Organism: Mangifera indica (mango)
Lineage: Eukaryota; Viridiplantae; Streptophyta; Magnoliopsida; Sapindales; Anacardiaceae
Product: cytochrome P450 CYP72A219-like
Exons: 5
Coding region: 109-1671 (520 amino acids)
Molecular function (GO): heme binding; oxidoreductase activity, acting on paired donors, with incorporation or reduction of molecular oxygen; monooxygenase activity
Source: RefSeq, a predicted model, not a curated record